Bursaphelenchus xylophilus (pine wood nematode) is the source of this 6314-nucleotide messenger RNA. NCBI's taxonomy places the organism in Eukaryota, Metazoa, Nematoda, Chromadorea, Rhabditida, Aphelenchoididae. The record is from the annotation of a GenBank genome assembly.
AUGACGGAUCGAUUAAGAGAAAAGGUAAGCACACUUACAGUUGGGACCUGAUCCAUUGGCAAAAAACGUACCAUUUUGCAUCCGGGAAGUAACAAAAAUGUGGCAAAAUGCUUCCCUCUCCAAGUGAAAAAACUUCGUUUUGAAGGGUUCCUCAGAAAAAGAGCGGACGCGCUUUUGAAAGCUUAUGUUAGUUUUUUCACUUGGAGGGUGCAUUUUGCCACACUUUUAAUACUUCCUGAAUGCAAAAUGGUACGUUUUUUGCCACUGGUCAGGUUAUCAUAAUUCCGUUAUAGCUCGGCUACCUCAACAGUGAGCUGGACGACAUCCGUUGUCAGCGCUCGCUGAGUCCCAAUAUGCCUCAAAGAUCGGACGCGUGCAGUUCUCCCACACCGAUAAAGUAUGUUUCGCUAUUUGCGAUGACAUUUAAAAUUCACAUCUAGGAAUGAGCCCACCACAACAAGCCAAGGGACCGAUACAGCGGAGCAAACAUGCCCAUCAACGGCAAAAGCGUUCGAUUCGCGUCCAGAUAUUGCGGCGUGGCCGGCUCCGCCGCCCGCUGCAAGAGUUUUGUCCAAGCCCAAUAACGGAAAACUUGGAAAUGAAAAAUCGACUUUAACUUAUCGGUCAACAGGUAAUUUUAGCGAUGAUUUGUCGAGUCUUUAGGCGCUUGCAGAAGACAUACAUGGCCUAGACUAAUUUUAAAACAUACUAACAUUGUAUGUGGAAAAUCUAUAGCCCGACCUAUGGCCAAAAUUAUAAAAAAAGAGUUUUUCUUGGAGUUCCCACUAAAAAAUCCUAAACACUCUGAAAAAUAUUCAAAUUCAACUAUUCAGGAACCUCUCCUAUCCCUGAAUCCCAGCUGGCAAGAACCGCAACUCCCGAGGAGACCAAAUUAAUGAAUCUCCUCCGCUCCGCCACCAACUCUCCGCAUCGCGGAGGCCGAGAAGUGGAGUUGCGGCGAAAAAUCCAAAACCUCGAAGAGACCGUCGCCGAAUACGAGAGACAAAAGUUCAAUGUCAUGGGGACGUUCAGCGAGUACCGGGAGUACAUCGCCGAAAGAGAGAGAACAUUGGAGGCGGAGUAUUCGAACAAAAUCAUCGCGUUGAGCGAAGAUGUUUUGGGGGCAAAGAAGGAUUUUGAGACGAGGAUGAAGAGCUUUCAGGCAUUGCAGGUGAGUGAAUGAUUAUUGGAACAGCAAUGAUAGGUGGAGGUUUAAACAGUUUGAUUUCUGUACAACGAACCGCAAGGACCUAGAGAUUUAUUCGUUAUAGAAGGGCUUCGUUUUACAAAUGCCAAUUUUGGACUAAAAUGGAGUCUUGCGACCUCUGGAAAUUUUAGUUAUAGGCUUCAUUGUAUGAGAGUUCGUUGUACAAAGGUUCUACUGUAUGCUAGACUACUAAAGACGAAUAUAACUGGUAAUAACAAAGCUUUUUUUUGUCAAUUUUUUGAGGAACCUCGCAAUACGGGCAGAGCUAAGGUCCAUCGGAGGUCCAUUUCAAAGUUAACGAAUCAAUUUUUAAUUUUCUCGGCUUUGAGGAGCAGAAAUGGGCCAGAGAGACCCUAACAUGUCCGCAACUACAAUUAGAUCUUAUUAAAAUAAGACUCUGUUGACUAUAACCCUUUAAUUCCAGGAGCAAUUCGAACAUGAGAAGGAACAAGCCCUGGAAAACCUCCGACAAGAGCAUCAAAAAGAAAUCGAAAAUUUGGAGCGAAGAGUUGCUGGAUCUCAUUUACUUAACCUCGAGCAAAAGUAGGUUAUUGAAAAAAUUAAAUAUCAAACGUUCAGGUACAUCCUCGAGAUCCGUCGACUCGAGGAUGAGCGCAAAACGUUGCAAUCCGAAAAAGAUCGGCUUGGCGAAACUUUUGACACAAAACUUCGGCGGGCCCAAUCCUUAUAUGAGACUCAACUUAAUGCUGCAAAAAUGUUGUAUGUCAGAGAGUUGGAGGCGUUGAGGGAUCAUGAAAAGCAUCUCAAGAAGGAGUUGGAAGCAAGGUAAAAAAUAAUUAAAAUUUUUACGUCAUCGAAAACUGAGAAUUAUCUAACAUCGUCUUUUUAGACAUGAAGAAUUUCGAGAUCGAGUUCAAGAGCUGAAACUUCAGUCAAUGCAAAGCAGAGAGGAAGUCAGCGCCUGCAAAGCGGAAAUCCAUUUGCUGCAGAAGAAGCUGAAGCAAAAGGAAAACGAACUGGAAUUCAUCAACAAAGAGGUAAAGUAAAAUACGCCGUAGACAGCUGCAAUUUUAAGUUAGAAAACGCUCGAUCAGAACUGCGCUCUUCGAUGAGAAAACUCAGAGAAGUCGAUGCCAAACUCUUGAAAACAACGGAAGAGCUUUCUGAGAAAGAAACCGAACUCAAUAAGAAAGUGGAGCUGCUUCAAACAGCUGAAGCCACCAAAACUCGGCUCGAAUCGACUGUUCGAAAGCUUCAAGUGGAAGCCAAGGCCUUGAAGAAUCGUGUUGAUUUCUUGGAAAUUGAAAGGGAUAAUCUGAAGUGCCAAAGCGAGAGUCAAACAUACCUGCAGAACACACAGAUUCAUGCGCUGGAAGCGGUAAGUUGGACGUCACGUCACACGUCAAUCCAGCGCAUUUCCUGAACCGUUUCGAAACUUCGUAUCGUUUUCAUUGGUUUAAAUGAGAGACGAAAUGUCGAAAUUAUCGGCACUUUUUCUUGCCCGAAAUAAUUGCUUUUUCUCGAAAAGGAAGAAGAAAGAUAAGAAAAUGCUUUUUAUCAUUUCGUUUUGAACGAAUCACCAAAAAGGGGCGGGCGUGCGUCAAUCCAAAAUAGAAGAAAAAAUUUCCCGCCCCUUUUUGGUGAUUCGUUCAAAACGAAAUGUCACUAUCCGAUAAAACGUAUUUUCUUAUCUUUCUUCUUCCUUGUCGAGAAAAAGCAAUUGUUUCGGGCGCGCGAGAAAAAGUGCCGAUAAUUUCGCGACAUUUCGUCACUUCGUUUGGACGAAACUCUAAAGUGGACGAGAAAUAAUUUUCUUCUAUUUCGGGUUUCCUCGGGCUGUGUGCCUACUGUACCACAUUUCAGGUCCUGCAAUCCGUCACCAAGGAGAAAGAGACCUCCAAAGAGCACUAUGAACAACUAUUGGGUGCGGAAAGAGAGCAAGCCGAGCAGAGAGAGCACCAUCUCCGCAAGGAGUUGUGCAGUAAAUUCAAUGAGCUUGAAGAGCAAUACAACUCGUUGAAAGAGUUUGUGGAUGGGACGCAAACUUUUGGUCCGGAUUCUAUGGUAGUGUUCUCGCCUAGAUUUUAUUAUUUUGUUUUUGCAGAAAUUACUUCAAGAAUUGGACGUCUUGAGAUCUCAACGGAAUAAUUUGGAGGAGGAAGUCACUGAGCUCAAAUUUCAACUUGAUGGAGCUAAGGAGAAGGUAUGAAAAGGCCCAGUUUGAAGAAAAUUUGGGCCUCGAGUUUUAAAAACAUUCCAAGUUACAUCAGUGAAAGAAAAAACAUCAAAUUUCGAUUUAUCAAAAUAAAAAAAUCAUGGCCAAACAUAAUUUCAGCCCGCACCCUCAUUUGACUAUGUAAUAAAAGCGCUAAGAAGCGUCGACAACAUCCGUAAGCGUCUUGUCCCCGGCUCGGACGAAAGCGACGAGACAAUCUUGGAUGUGAACGUGGACGUCCUCAAGGAAGAGCUGACCAAUCAGCUUUCCUCUGGCUCUUCGCGCAAUGUAAAGUUGGAUGCGGUGAUUGAAAACCUGCAAAGCAUCGACAAGGCCGUUAAAACGAUCAUUGAAGAGAAAAACUUGGCGAUUUUGAAAGUUCAGAAACUGGAGGAAGAGAAUCGACAACUCGCUUUGCUGAUCGAACAGUCCUCCGCGGUUCAGUCGAGCAGAUCGGCGUUGGAGAACAGCGAGAUGAGCCUGGUCAAAGCGAAGUGGGAAAAUGCGGUUCAUGACCUGGAGGCGGAGAAAUUAAAGAAUAAACAGUUGGAGAUGCAGCUAAAGCAACAUGAAGGUAAGCGGGAUUGUUGAAGAAGCGUUGACGAAACGUUGGAAUUUCGGCACCAUUAAAAAUUAGGAUGCCUAUGAAUUUUGUCAUCAAAUAGCAAAUGUCAUGGUCCCCGGAUUUUACGCAAAUAUUAGUCGCGCCAUAAAGUCCGUAGAAUUUUUUUCGCCGAUGUCGCGGGGUGCGCUGGCCGAAAAGUGCAUGUCGCUAGUGCAAAAACGGAAAGUCGCAGCGGCGCAGGGGGAAAACGCACUGUGCAAUUUCUACGGACUUUAUGUCGCGACUAGUAGGAGGAACCCGACUUCAGGCUCCAAAAUUUGGAAUGAAAAUGCCAAAGGCCAAUAUGGGUGCCUCCAUGAACGUAGACAUAUCAUACUUGAUGGACAAAAAAUGGGAUGUCUCAGCUUCAAUUUGAUAUAAAUUUUAUAGAAAGUGAUGCAUUAUUGACGGAGAAAUAUUUGAAAUAAUGUUGGUGGUUUCGAGUGGCCGACUCUGUAUAGUAGGGAACCUGAUCCCGUAGCAAAAAAAGUACCAUUUUUGCAUCCAGGAAGUAUCAAAAAUGUGGCAAAAUGCUUCCCUCCCCAAGUGAAAAAAAUCAGAUUUCAAAUGCGCGCUCGCUCCUUUUGUGAGGAAACAGGGCGCUUCAAAACGGUUUUUUCACUGGGAGAGGGAAGCAUUUUGCCACAUUUCUGAUGCUUCCCGGAUGCAAAAUGGUUCGUUUUUUGCCACUGGAUCAGGUCCGUCACUGUAGAAUACAAACGGGCUCGGUCGAUUGUCAGAUUUGAGCAAAGUUUGGACCGAACUUAUAGCAAUUCGGUGAAGUUUAAGCCAUGGCUCUGGUCAGGUUUCAUGUAAGAUCUAGGCGGGGAACGAGCAUGGCUCUUACCCAUAAAUGAACUUACUCCAUGCUUGGCUAUGUGUUGAGCUUCUAAAAAAUACGUAAACUUGUCGACCCUCCGCCGAGGUGGAGCUUUCUCCGGAAGAAAAUUGUGUUCUUCCUUUAGAGCAGAGAGGGGCAAACACUGCGAAAAAGAAUCUCCAUUGCUAUAAUAAAUCGUAUUUUACCCCUACUUUUCCAGAACUCUCCGAAGAGAUGACUCGAAAAACAAACGAACUUCGAAUGGAAAUGGAAGAGCAAUACAUCAUGGAGAUGGAAAGUCGAGAAAAGAAAUACAAAGACCAUAUCAUUGAACUGGAAAAUGAGUUGGCUCUAAGUAAACGAGAGAGAUCUCAACGAUCCGAAUCUACAGCCGACAAAGAGGCUUUGCGAUUGGCUACGACUAAGAACAGGGUCCUCAAAGAACUCUUGGAGUAUCAACACGGCUCUUUCGAUGAGGUUUUGGAUGAUUUGGUUGAGCAGAUCGGAAAAAAUGCCGCAAAUAUUAGUCAGGCUCAGCUCCACGAACUGUUCGAGAAGUACGAGUUGUUGAAGAAGCCGGAGGUGGAGGAGAGGCAAGUGAAUUUUUCGAAUUUGUACAUUUGACUUUGGUUUAUCGCUAAACAAAAAAAUUAUGAUUAUUUUUCAGAAAAAAGCCUCAAGUCCGAGAAUGCGCGUUACAAACCAAUAUCGUGGUAGUUGAAGAGUCGGAAGUCAGCGAGACAGAAAGAAUUCAAACAGAAAUUGUGGAGAUGUUGAGCAAUAUGAUGAACUGCGAUGUGAACAAUGUGGAUGACUUGAUGGAAAUGAAGUAUAUGAUCAGAAGUUCGAAUGAGCCUGUACGUUUAGGCUUUAUCCUAAAAUAUUUUUGUAACUUGUUUAGAGCACCUCUUCGGGGAUAUAUCAGAAAGCACAGAGUAGGUUCAGCACAUUGCUUCAUCAACUUUCGGAUCGAAAUCGAGGAUUGAAAAGUCAAGAGUAAGUGCUCGUUUUUCCGCUUCAUUAAAAUUAAAACGCCACAGUUUGAGAGCUUCCCUUGUUAGUCCAAAAUACUAUGAUUUUGAAGUAGAGUAUAUUUCUGUUGAGUCACGUUUCAAAUUUCAGUAGCACCUCCUCAAACACGGACAGGUCAAGAUCUCCAAGUUUAUUGAGCCGUCUGAGAGAGCGCACCCCUUCCAAGGCCAGAGAUUUCACCUUGAAUUCGGCUUCGUCGUUGGGAUCUUCCAGGUGAGUAAAGAUCUUUCGCUAGAGAGGAUCUAACAGAUCAAUAUCAAUAACGCUCACCCUCAACACCGUAGAAACCCAAAAUAAUCAAAAAAAUGCGGAUGCACUGUGCAAAUUUUGGGUUAAAAAGUUUUUUGCGUGGGAAAUUUUAUGACAAUUUCGCAAUAAAAUGCACAACCUGAUGUAUUUUUUCAGAUACCUGGAUUCGGAUCGCAGUUCGGUCAGAAAGAAGUACUCCAAAGACAGACCGGCUUGGAAGUUUUGA